AUAGCGGAGUGCGCUGGCCGCGUCGGAUCGCGCUGUUUCUCUUCAGCCUCUUGGCAAUCAGCGCCGGACGGCCGCGCGCUCGCUCCGCACACCACUGCCUUUCGCGGCGAAGCGAAGAGCUUUCUCAUUUGUCACAACUGUCUGCAGAGCGGUAGUCUAAAAGAAGCAAGACAAUGUGGAAAGAAAGAGUCAGUCCAGGGCACCAGGAGUGAAACGAGCGGACUGGACGGUCUCUGAUGCUGGAAGUGGGCGUAUUUUAAAGGUUCGGCAGAGUUCGGAAACGCCGGCUGAGCUUUCUCGCUCCGGACCAUGCAGUGAAGCUGCUCGGGGAAUAGAUCACCUCGAGAGGAUUUAGUUGCGGAACACGCUAAGAAAAGCUACACUUGUCAUGUCGUGGAUCUCCAAGUUGUACCUGACUUUGUGUGCCACCCUGCUGUACCAGCUGACAAGGGCCAACCAGCUCUAUUUACAUCAACACUGGCACCACCAUCAUCACCACUACCAGUAUGAAGAAACCAUUGUGCCAAUUAUAAGUGGUGGCACAUGUGAAGUGAUAGCUGCUCACCGUUGCUGCAACAGAAAUAGGAUUGAGGAACGGUCACAGACAGUCAAGUGUUCCUGCCUCCCAGGAAAAGUGGCAGGGACCACUAGAAAUAAACCUUCCUGUGUUGACGCUUCUAUUGUCACCGGGAAGUGGUGGUGUGAAAUGGAGCCGUGCUUGGAGGGUGAGGAAUGCAAAACACUGCCCGACAACUCUGGCUGGAUGUGCUCUCUAGGCAAUCGCAUUAAAACUACAAAGCACAGAUUCACAAACGUUUCUGAGAGAUUCAGCAGAGCUCGACAGAUCUGAAAAUUCAACUCAGGGAGCCAGACCUUCAGAUCUCCAACCCCUGCAGACACAGUAUUCUUCCUCCUUGUGGCAGUUACAUAAAACGUAAGAUACUGGACAACAAAGGAGGAUUUGAAUGUGUCAUUACAAGUACUGAGGAGGGCAAACCUGCUUUUAACUGAACAGAAGUUGAUGGGGACAGCUGUGAUUUCAGACUAUAUUCAAAAAAUAGCUAUGAUUUUUAGAAUGUGGGCAAAAUUGGUAUGUUCACAUUGUGCAUGAUUUGUCCAUAUCACCUUCAUAAUUGUAAGGGUUUUUGGUGCCCCUCAUUUUGCAAUGAAGACAAACAUGCAUGAGCUGGCACACACAGCAGUUCUCAGUUACUCUGCUCUGACCAUCUUCACAAAAUGUCUGGUAGUGUUCCAAGGUCUGAUUGUGUUGCCCCUCUCUGCUGCAGCUGGCUGCCAAUCCUGGCACCACCUGGCUAUCGCCACCUACUCCUAAACAUUGCUGCUCUACCACUUUCAGAUUCAGGAUGAAGGCCUGGAGUUUUCUAUUGGCUCCUAUGAAAAAAUGUGCAACAGCUGAGCCACUUGUCCAGACUCAAGUGAGGGGCCAGCACCUUGCCACCACACAAGCUCAAACCAAAAGAUCUCAGAAUUUGGGGAAAAAGCAGAGAGGUGCGGCAUUCUAACCGGAGGAAGUCACCUCAGCCUUUUGGACUCAAGGGCUCCUUUAUAAUUAACAUUUCUUCAAAAAGCCCUUUUCAUCAACCACGGUGUGAGUGAAGCUAAAACAUACUCUAUUGCAAAAAUAUAUACAUCUUACUUGUUUUGUUUCUGGGCUUUGACACAGAGCAGCAGCCUUUGCAGUCUACCAGGUGAACAGCAAUAGGAGGUUUGACCAGAACUACUCACCUACAGACUUCUUGACUGAAACAUCGACUUACUUCAUUGGCUCUGUAAUGUUCCAGUUCCCAUCCAACGUGUCAAGUUAGUCCUAAGACAUGAAAGAAAAAAAUAUGAUAAUUCCUGAUAUGUUGAAAAUUAAUUAUACGGAGACCAUUUCCAAAUAAAACAUGAACAUUUCUAUGCUUUUCAAAAUGUUUAAUACUUCAGCGGUCCUAUAAUUAGUGAGCUAAUUUGAAAAAGAAAAAAAAAAAAAAAGAUAAUGAGGUCCUGUAACUCGAGUAAAUUAGUCUUGUCACUUACUUAAUUUCAUUAGUUUUUUCUUUUAAAUAGCACCGGUCUUAUCUCUGCGAUGGGUUUUUAACUACCAGACCCAAGAGUAGACACGAGGCAAAUUAAUA
Molecule: messenger RNA, 2138 nt
Organism: Erpetoichthys calabaricus (reedfish)
Lineage: Eukaryota; Metazoa; Chordata; Cladistia; Polypteriformes; Polypteridae
Product: chemokine-like protein TAFA-1
Exons: 5
Coding region: 389-850 (153 amino acids)
Biological process (GO): regulation of neuroblast proliferation; neuroblast differentiation
Molecular function (GO): receptor ligand activity
Source: RefSeq, a predicted model, not a curated record